AUGGUCGACAGUAUGUAUGGCAUACAUGAAAAAUUGGCCUACUUAGAGUUCAUGAACUGGAUGGAAAAACAUUGUCCACAUCUUUUUUGUAGUGUUCAUGAAUGGGUAGUCAGUAUACUAACUGGAACUAAGUCACACAUGGAAGAGGUAUCAACACCAGUUCCUGAACUAGAUCAUAUUCUGAAAGGCCACUACUUGAUUAACAAAACUAUUCUCUGGUGUAUGUCAAUUUCAUUACCAGGAAUUUACCUCACAAUUCCAAGUAAAAGUGUAACAGUUUCUCGAUCAAGUUCAAAUCCUUUAAUUUCUAGUUGUGUACAGGAUCUCAUAAUGAAGGCACGCCUGCCUCAUUGCCAGAUAUGGAAUCUCAUCUAUUCUAGCAACGAUCAUGGAUUGUCCAUGAACAGAUUUUCUUAUCAUGUCUCCUCUUAUAAUGGACCCUGUGUGACUUUGAUUUACUUUGAAGGUAGAAAUCUUUAUUGCUUUGCUUCUGACUGUGGAUGGAGAGUAAGUACCAAAAGAUAUGGUGGAGAUCAGUGCCUUCUAAUACAGUUUCAUCCUAUCUAUCGAAUUGUUCAAGCUGGUCCCGAUAUCUGCUUGUGGAAUGAACAUAACAGAGGACUCUCAAAAGGGAUCCAAAUUGGUCAAGAUCCUUCAUCUAUUAUUUUGGAUAUCUCUUCAGAAUUUGAUUCUAUUAAGCAUUAUGGUGUUGCUUGCAGAUUGUACAGAAUAGAAGUUUGGGGAUGUGGAGGAAGUUCAGCUUUGGAGGCACAAAUGAAGCAGAAACAAUGGGAAGCCAAGGAAGUUCAAAAACACCAAGGACGCAAGUUAAAUCUUUUCCAGAAGACGGAAACAUGGGAAGAAAAUCCUGACAAGCAACUCUUGGAAUGGGGUGGAGUGAGGACUAAUCAUUCAAAUCCAAUCUAUCUAUCUAUCUAUCUAUCUAUCUAUCUAUCUAUCUAUCUAUCUAUCUAUCUAUCUAUCUUAUUUAGCAGAUUAUCUAUCUAUAUAUCCAUCCAGCUUAUUUAG
This is a messenger RNA of Acanthosepion pharaonis, 1029 nucleotides long. The record is from the annotation of a GenBank genome assembly. NCBI's taxonomy places the organism in Eukaryota, Metazoa, Mollusca, Cephalopoda, Sepiida, Sepiidae.